This is a messenger RNA of Capronia coronata CBS 617.96, 1368 nucleotides long. RefSeq lists its product as uncharacterized. Gene Ontology annotation, molecular function: guanyl-nucleotide exchange factor activity; G-protein alpha-subunit binding. Lineage: Eukaryota; Fungi; Ascomycota; Eurotiomycetes; Chaetothyriales; Herpotrichiellaceae. The transcript has a single exon. Bases 1 to 1368 code for a protein of 455 amino acids. Gene Ontology annotation, cellular component: cytoplasm. The record is from RefSeq and is a predicted model, not a curated record. Gene Ontology annotation, biological process: G protein-coupled receptor signaling pathway.
AUGCCAAAUCAAGUUCAACAGAAUGAGGCCCGAGCAUUGCUCGGCCUGCUCAGAGAUGACCUGGAAAUCAAGAAGCAUGAUCUAAGAGAGCUGGAAGAAUCCCUCAAUAAGCUCAAGGUCCUUGGGCGAGAUGCGGGCAAUGUGUCCCAAAUCUACGACAAGGCUGGAAUGAAAGUCUUGGGAAGUUAUGCCACCGGCAGCUAUCCUGCUAGUAUCCGCCAGGAAGCCCUGAGAUGCAUUGCGAAUGCCCUUCUCUUACUACCCCAGACACGACGCUUCACACUCGAGCUUGAGCUUGACAGAAAAGCGUCGGAUGCUCUACGAGAGGCGAAUCAAGAUGAAGAAUUCCUCCUCUCCCGCAUCCUCUUUCUGCUGACCUACGACCCUGGGAUUGACCUCAGAACACUUAUCACUGAGCAUGAUCUUGCCGGAACUAUUGUCAAACAUCUUUCACGGCACGCAGAAACCAUUCGCAAAUCGAAAGGCCAACUCGGUCAGCCGUCUGCACUAGCACUUCAGGAGACCCUCAAGCUGCUCUUCAACGUGACCAGUGCAAAGACAGAUCAUCUCGCAGAAUUCAGUCCGGCCGCUGUGGAAAUAUUUCGGAUUGUGAAUGAUUCGGAUAAUCCUUCACCACCGCUGCAGCCACCAAUGAAUCUGCUGAUCAAUGCACUAGCAAAUCUAGAGCUUGAUGAGGACACCAUGAAACACGACGGCGAGAUUGAGCCCGGAGUGUCGAAAUUGAUUACAAUCCUUGAACAAGCAAUAGAUGAGUAUUCGGUCGAUGAGCUGGAUACGAAUGCAAUUCCUCUACUCACUGUGCUGAGGCAUGUCAACGAGAAGGCAAGCCCGGCCAUGCGGCAGACCAUGAAGGCGCGUCUCCUCCCGGAGGACAAGGAACGGGAUCUGCCUCUGGGGAAAUCGUCCUCUCUAGCCUCAAAAUUGCUCCGGCUGACCACUUCCCACGGACUCCUCAACUUGAUCAAAGUGAUAUCUGGACUUAUGUUCGAGCUGUCGGACAAAGAUGCCAACCAGUAUGUCAAGAACGUCGGCUACGGAUAUGCAGCCGGAUAUUUGAUGACCCAUAACAUUCCCGUCCCGGAAAGUGCAAAGUCUCAGGAUGCGGGCGAACCAUCCACAAACACACCAGUGAACCCUAUCACUGGCCAACGGAUAGACAAGGAGCCAGCGGACGACUCACCGAAGAUGACACGAGAGGAAAAGGAGCGGGAGGCGGAGCGACUGUUUGUCCUCUUCGAAAGGCUGAAGUCGACCGGGGUUGUCGAUGUUAAGAAUCCUUUGGAGCAGGCCAGGGAUGAAGGCCGAUUCGAAGAGCUGGGUGACUCCGACACAGAUGCCAGUGAAUGA